AAGCCACAUCUUUUUAACAAUUUUCACACUUUUCCGGUUCACUGUCAAUUAGUGAAUCUACCACUCUCGUGCUGCCGACAGUUUCCCAAUUCAAAUAUCUGAAAACUGAAUCAAUUACAAUCAAAUUGAAAUCAAUUUUUUUUUUUUUUAUCAAUCAUUCACUGAAAGAAAGUAUGAACAAACAGUUAGACUUAGAACAAGUAUUGAGAAAAUCAUGGUACCGGUUACGAUUAUCGGUUCGUUCGCCAUCUAGGGUUCCGACAUGGGAUGCUAUUGUUUUAACGGCGGCUAGCCCUGAACAAGCAGCGCUUUAUCAAUGGCAACUCAAACGAGCUGUACGGAUGGGUCGGAUCUCCGAUUCUACUGUUACUCUUGCUGUACCCGACCCGGAUGGCCACCGGAUCGGUUCUGGUGCAGCCACUCUCAAUGCCAUUCUCGCUCUAGCCAAUUAUUAUAACAAUUCUCAGCUGGCUUUAACGGGAUAACGUUUAUGCUCAGCAGGUAGCAAACGACGGUAACGAUGGAUCUUAUAUGCCCAGUGAAAGCUCCGAGACUGAAGUUUCCGCAUCGAUGAUUGACUUUCUAAAAAAACAACAUAUAUUACUGCUGCAUGCAGGUGGUGACUCUAAGCGGGUCCCAUGGGCAAAUCCUAUGGGGAAAGUCUUCUUGCCGCUUCCAUAUCUUGCAGCUGAUGACCCCGAUGGACCCGUACCCUUGCUUUUUGAUCAUAUACUUGCAAUAUCUUCCUGUGCUAGACAAGCUUAUAAAAAUGAAGGUGGGCUGUUCAUCAUGACUGGUGAUGUGCUUCCAUGUUUUGAUGCAUCUUCUAUGGUUCUACCGGAAGAUACCGCCUGCAUCAUCACGGUCCCCAUCACUCUCGAUAUCGCUUCCAAUCAUGGUGUUAUUGUGGCAUCAAAAACUGGGAAUUCAGAUGAAAGUUUUUCAGUUAAUCCUGUUGCAAAUCUACUUCAAAAACCUAGCGUACAGGAGCUUAACAACCACCAUGCACUACUUGAUGACGGUAGAACAUUGCUUGAUACCGGUAUCAUAGCGGUUAGAGGUAAAGCUUGGGAAGAUCUUGCUACGCUUUCGUGUUUGAGCCAACCGUUCAUCUCACAACUGCUGAAUACUAGAAAAGAGAUGAGUUUAUAUGAAGACCUUGUAGCCGCAUGGGUACCAGCAAAGCACGAAUGGUUAAAAUCAAGACCUUUGGGUGAAGAACUUGUGAGAAGAUUGGGGAAACAAACCAUGUAUAGCUAUUGUGCUUAUGAUCUGUUGUUCUUGCACUUUGGAACAUCAAGUGAAGUUUUAGAUCACUUAAGUGGGACCGGUUCAGGACUUGUGGGCCGAAGGCAUCUCUGUUCCGUUCCCGCAACGACGAUGUCCGAUAUUGCAUCAUCUGCUAUUAUAAUUUCUAGCAAAGUUUCACCCGAUGUAUCAAUCGGUGAUAAUUCUCUCGUAUACGAUUCAUCAAUUUCAAGUGGAGUACAAAUCGGUUCCCUAUCUGUGGUAGUUGGUGUUAAUUUACCUGAGAAAACGGAUAAAUUUCUUCUUCCUGAUCGGCAUUGUCUUUGGGAGGUACCUUUAAUCGGCUGUACUGAACGGGUGAUCGUGUAUUGUGGUCUUCACGAUAAUCCCAAAAUUCCCGUUUCGGAAAACGGUACGUUUUGUGGAAAACCAUGGGAGAAGGUUCUAGAAGAUCUCGGAAUUUACGAAAAUGAUUUAUGGAGUUCUCGAGAAAUGUGUUUAUGGAAUGCGAAACUUUUUCCGGUUCUUCCGUAUUUUGAUAUGCUUCGUCUUGCAAACUGGCUUAUGGGGCUAGAAAAUAACGAGGAAAACGAAGGGUUUUAUAAUUUAUGGAAAAUGUCUAAACGGGUCAGCUUAGAGGAGUUGCAUAGAUCGAUUGACUUCCCGCAAAUGUGUUUAAUUUCCAGUAAUCAUCAAGCGGAUCUUGCGGCUAAAAUUGCUAAAGCGUGUCUUACGUUUGGUUUGCUUGGGAGAAAUUUAUCGCAGUUGUGUCAAGAGAUUUUGCAAAUGGAAGAUUCCGGAGAGAAAAUAUGUACAAAUUUUUUGGAAUUGUGUCCGAAUCUACAGACGAAAAAUUCCAAAAUUGUCCCUAAAAGCCGAGCAUACCAGGUGCAGGUUGAUCUUCUACAUGCAUGUGGUAAUCGUGAAAAGGCGAUCGAAGUUGAACACCAAGUAUGGGCUGCUGUUGCCGAUGAAACCGCUUCAGCAGUCAGAUAUGGUUUUAAAGAGCAUCUCUUUCAAUCCCCCAAUCAGACAUCAUCUAACGGAAAUGGGAGCAAUAAUGUGGGUCAAAGUCAAACUUUCUUCCACAAAAAAGUCAAAGUUGAGUUACCUGUUCGAGUCGACUUUGUCGGUGGUUGGAGUGAUACUCCACCAUGGAGCUUAGAACGUGCUGGAUGUGUUCUCAAUAUGGCGAUAACUUUGGACGAUUCUCUCCCUAUUGGAACGGUUAUAGAAACUACGCAAACGCCUGGAUUAUUAAUUACCGAUGAUGCUUCAAAUGAGCUAUAUAUAAAAGAUAUUUCCUCUAUUGCGGCCCCAUUUGACGAUAAUGACCCGUUUCGGUUAGUCAAGUCUGCUUUACUUGUUACGGGCGUUGUUCAUGAUAAGAACAUGGGUCCGGAUACCUCCAUGGGUUUACGGGUCAAAACAUGGGCCAGGAUUCCUCGUGGAAGUGGGCUGGGGACUUCUAGCAUUUUAUCUGCAGCUGUUGUGAAAGGGCUUCUUCGUCUUUUUGAUGGAGAUGAAAGUAAUGAAAACGUUGCUAGACUUGUGUUGGUACUUGAACAGAUAAUGGGCACUGGUGGUGGCUGGCAGGAUCAAAUUGGCGGUUUAUACCCCGGUAUAAAAUUUACCACCAGUUUUCCAGGAAUACCCCUGCGUCUUCAAGUUAUUCCGCUUUUGGCUUCUCCUAGAUUAGUUACUGAGCUGCAGGAACGGCUGCUUGUUGUUUUUACUGGUCAGGUUCGGCUUGCACACCAAGUACUCCAAAAGGUUGUAGCUCGAUAUCUCCAAAGGGAUAAUCUUCUUAUAUCAAGCAUCAAACGUCUUGCUGAGCUGGCAAAAACCGGGAGGGAAGCUUUAAUGAACUGCCACAUAGACGAACUUGGGGAGAUAAUGAUGGAGACUUGGAGGUUGCACCAAGAGCUUGAUCCCCACUGCAGUAACCAGUUUGUUGAUAGCCUUUUUGCUUUCGCUGACCGUUAUUGUUGCGGGUACAAGCUUGUUGGUGCUGGGGGUGGAGGUUUUGCACUACUACUAGCUAAAAAUGUCGAAAAUGCCCUCCGAUUGAAACGUGCGCUUGAAGGAAACCGUGAGUUUGAUGUUAAGGUUUAUAAUUGGAGUGUAUGUUUAGAUACGUAGAGAAAAGUUGUUUUGAUUCGUGUGCAACAUUUGUAAUCUUGUAACCUUGAAAUCUUUAGGAUUGUAAAUUGUAAUACGCAUGUAUUUUUUGUUUGGGCUGAAUAAAUAAAUGGCUGUUCAUUUCUUCUA
Molecule: messenger RNA, 3519 nt
Organism: Helianthus annuus (common sunflower)
Lineage: Eukaryota; Viridiplantae; Streptophyta; Magnoliopsida; Asterales; Asteraceae
Product: bifunctional fucokinase/fucose pyrophosphorylase
Exons: 7
Coding region: 532-3390 (952 amino acids)
Biological process (GO): GDP-L-fucose salvage
Molecular function (GO): ATP binding; fucokinase activity
Source: RefSeq, a predicted model, not a curated record